CAGCCAGUGCCCAUGGCCGGGGACACCGGGAUGGCCGGGAAGGUGGCGCUGCUCCUGUGGGCCCAGACCCUCGGCCUUGCUGGUGCCCAGAGCACCCAGCUCCUGGUGGAGCCCCCCUGGACGCCGGCGGUGCUGUGGGACCGGGUGACACUGACCUGCCAGGGCUCGGGGACCGCCGGUGCCACCACCUGGUACAAGAACUUGCAGCGCUGGGGGCAGGAGGGACAUGACAGCUUCACUGUCACCGAGAACGGCACCUACCAGUGUCAGAGACCUGCCAGUGGCAUCAGUCCCCCCGUUGUGGUGUCAAAUGAGCCGCUGGUGCUCCAGGCGCCAGCACGGGCACUGCUGGAGGGGGACACGGUGACACUGCGCUGCCGGGGCUGGCAGGACAACCCUGUCACCAAGGUGCGAUUUUACAAGGACGAGCGGGAUCUAGGGGAGUCCCUCGGGGGCACCGAGCUGUCCCUCUCCCCCCUGGAGCUGCACAACAGCGGCCGAUACCGCUGCGGGGGCUUGGUGGCCUCAGGAAUGUCACUGUCAGCGCCGGUGACAGUGACAGUACACGAGCUCUUCACGGUGCCGGUGCUGGAGGGUCCCCCCGAGCUCACCGAGGGGUCCCCCCUCAAUCUCAGCUGCCUCAGCACCCCCAGCCCCCUGCGGCCCCCAGCCCCCCCUCCUGUACCGCUUCUACCGGGACGGGCAGUCGGUGGGGGGCCCGCAGGGGUCCCCGCAGCUCCUGGUGCCCGCCGUGGGGGUCUCCCACUCGGGGAAUUACAGCUGCGAGGUGCGCUCCGAGGAGGGGGCCGUGCGGAAGAGCAGCGCCCGGCUCGGCGUCACGGUGCGCAGGGUCCCGCUCUCGGGGGUGUCCCUGUCGGUGCAGCCCCCCGGGGGACAGGUGGCACUGGGGGACCGCCUGGUGCUGAGCUGCAAGGUGGCCGUGGGGACAGGUCCCCUGUCCUUCUCCUGGCACCGGGGGGACAUGAACGCACCAAUGGGCACCGGCCCUCGCCUGGAGCUGCAGCAUGUUGGGUAUAAUGACAGCGGCCAGUACCAGUGCCGAGUCAGCGAUGGGGACAAUGUGGUCCAGAGCCCCGCAGUGAACGUCACUGUCCUGGGUGAGCGGGACCCUUGGGCUGGGGGUGACCCUAUCCACAGCAUCCCAAAUUCCACACAUUCCCAUUCCACCUCAUCCCCCCACACCAUCCCCAGCCCAGCCCAGCUCACAGCCCCCACCACUGGGUGUCACAGACCAGGUGAAAUGGGACUGUCUGGCUCCAGGUAUCCCCGCCCAGGACAUCCAAGCCAUGCAUGCCUAACCCAGCUGUCACAUCCCCCACUGCACAUCAGGUCACAUUCACCCUACUGAGCGGGACCCUCCCAGAGCACUGAAACCCUUGGCACUGAAGUGAUGCCCCCGUUGAUGUGCCCCAUGGCACCCAUCAAAUCCCACCCACGCCAUUCCGUGCCCCCCACCAGCUGACGGCCAUCCCCACCCUUGGACACAGCGUCCCUCAUCCCACUUUCACCUCACCCUUAUCACAUCUUCAUCCCCCACCCCCAUGCCUCAUCCAUCACAUGCCCUUAUUCCACACCACAUGAUGACCCCCAGCACCAUGGGGUCACUGUCCUGGGUGAAGGAGACCCUCUGUCACCAGAUGCCACCAUGCAGACUCCCUCAUCCCCCCACACCGUGUGCCAGCCCCUCCCUCCUGGCCUCAGCCCUGUCUUUGUCCUUGCAGUGCCUGUGACACCACAGGGAAACUGGAACAGAGCAGUGGCCGCAGGCCUUGGUGGGUCCCUCCUCUUCCUCAUCCUGCUUGUGGGUGGAGCUGUGGGCU
Messenger RNA from Oenanthe melanoleuca, 1841 nucleotides. RefSeq names its product low affinity immunoglobulin gamma Fc region receptor III-like. The transcript is spliced from 7 exons. The record is from RefSeq and is a predicted model, not a curated record. The coding region runs from base 13 to 1038 and encodes 341 amino acids. Gene Ontology annotation, molecular function: transmembrane signaling receptor activity. Gene Ontology annotation, biological process: cell surface receptor signaling pathway. Lineage: Eukaryota; Metazoa; Chordata; Aves; Passeriformes; Muscicapidae.